This is a messenger RNA of Emiliania huxleyi CCMP1516, 2816 nucleotides long. RefSeq lists its product as hypothetical. Lineage: Eukaryota; Haptophyta; Isochrysidales; Noelaerhabdaceae. The coding region runs from base 49 to 2793 and encodes 914 amino acids. The transcript is spliced from 5 exons. The record is from RefSeq and is a predicted model, not a curated record. Gene Ontology annotation, biological process: GDP-L-fucose salvage. Gene Ontology annotation, molecular function: ATP binding; fucokinase activity.
CGCAAGGGGAAGUGAAGUGUUCACCGCAGCACGGCCCGCCGGCCUUCGAUGGGCUGGACGUGCAUCGCCGUGACGGCCCCAUCGGCGGAACAGGCCCUCGCAAUCAAGGAGGAGCUGCUGCGCGCCAAGCUGGUGCCCCCCGCUACGCUGGUGCUCGCAGUGCCCGACCCCACCGACGAGCCCUUUGGCUCGGGCUCCGCCACGCUCAACGCCAUCCUCCACGUGGCGGAGGCGCUCUCGGCGCGCGCCGGCUUCUCCACCAUCAACUCGGAGGCGUCCACCGCGCAGCAGCGCACCCUCGUGCUGCACGUGGGCAGCGCCUCGCGCGGGCGCUGCUCGGCGCACCCGUGCCUGCCCAAGGCCUUCUGCUCGCUGCCCGUGCGCGGCUCCUUCGACCCCUACGCCUCGCUGAUCGACGCGACGCUCGUGACGCUCUCUCGCCUCUUCGAGGGCAUGCCGUCCGGCCUGUGCAUCGCCUCCACCGACAGCAUGCUGUUGCUUCCGCAAGACGUCGCUGCCGACGCGUGGCUCGACCUCCGCCACAGCUGCCUCGUCGCCGUGCCCUCCACGCUGCAGCAGGCGACGCACCACGGCGCGACGCUCGGAGACGCGUGCGGCGACGAGGAGCCGCUGCUCUACACCGGGCUCACGUUCCUGCGCGCGCCCCUCGCCGAGAAGCUGCUGGAGCUGCACGGCAGCGCGCCCCUCGACGCAACGGGUUACCUCGGCAUCGACUCGGGCGCUGCUCCGCUGCGCCUCGAGCUGUGGAGCGACCUUCUGACGCCUCUCUGCGACGCGGCGAGCGAGGACGACUACUGGUCGCGCGACGCGCGAGAGCUCGGCGCCGCGGUGCUGCAAGCGGAGGGUGGCGGCAGCACCGCCGCCGGGUGCCUCGAGUGCCACCACUGCGAGCUGCGCGCAGGCGUGGGCGUGGGCGAAGGUUGCUUUGUCAGCGGCGUCUCCACGCUGCGGGGCGGCUGCGAGCUGCCGCCCCACACGGCGCUGCUCGACACGACCUUUUCGGUGGAGGUGCUGGAUGAGCUCGAGCGGAGCGCCGCCGUCGCCGCCGCCGCCUCUCCCGCGCCCGGGCACGCGACGCCCUUGCGCCGCUACUCCUCCGCAUCAGCCACCUUUGGCGUGCCGGAGGGCGUCGCCCUGGCGGAGGAUGGCGCCGCCGACGCCGCGCGCCGCGUGACGCUCGUCUUUGGGCUGCACGACGCUCUCAAGGCGCCGUGUGGCGGCGGCGGCGCCACCUUCCUCGGCGAGGAAUGGAGCGCCUUCGUCGAGCGCGUCGGCGCGCAGCUGCUCGAGCUGCUCAAGGUGCUGGACGACGUCGCCGCUGACAGCGCCCACAACAUCCCGGUGGCCACCAAGGCGCUAGCCACCAUCGCCGACGCGCUCGCCAUGUACGCCGGCCCCGCGGGCGGCCUGCGCUCUGGGCCCGCGUCCAACCCCUCCUUCCGCGCCGCCUUCGAGGCGCUGCAGCCGUCGGCUCUGCGGCUGGAGGAGGCGGUAGAGCUGCUGGCGGCGCAGCGCGACCGCUGGCUGCAGCAGCGCCGCGCCGAGACCAUGAUGCGCGCCGCGCGCCACUACGAGGGAGCGGUCGCGCGUUGCAUCUCCAACGGCGUCCUCACGUGCGUCUGCGCCACGAAGGCGACGCAGCCGCCGUCCUUUGGGGAUUGGGCUGUCUCGGAGGUGCCCUCACGCAUCGACCUCGCGGGCGGCUGGAGCGACACGCCGCCGCUGUGCUACGAGCACGGCGGCGCCGUCGUCACGGCCGCGAUCGCCAUCGACGGCGCGUGCGCGCUCGGCUGCCGGGCGCGGCGCCUGCGCGAGAGCAAGAUCGUCAUCUCGAUCGAGGGCGCGCAGGCGCCGCCCACCGUGUGCACGCAGCUGGACGACCUCAACGACUACUGCUCGCCGCUGGCGGCGGGCGCCCUCGUCAAGACGGUCCUCCUCUUUUCGGGCUUUGUGCGGCUGCGCGGCGAGGCGCCGCCGCUCGAGCAGCAGCUGAUCGACGCGGGCGGCGGCCUGGAGGUUGUGACGUGGUCGCGACUGCCCACCGGCUCGGGCCUCGGCACCUCCUCUAUCCUGGCGGCCGCCAUCAUCGCCAGCGUCGGCGCCGUCCACGGCGUCGCCUACGACAAGGCGGACCUCGUGCACGCGGUGCUCCUCGUCGAGCAGAUGCUCACCACGGGCGGUGGCUGGCAGGACCAGGCUGGCGGCGUCUACCCGGCGCUCAACAUCUCCUUCUCGCCGCCCUCGCUGCCCCUCACCGUGCGCACCGAGGCGCUGCAGCUGCCCCGCGAGGCGCUGCAGCGGCUCGACGCCCACCUCGCCCUCAUCUACACAGGCAAGACGCGCCUCGCGCGCAACCUCCUGCAGGAUGUGCUACGGCGCUGGUACUCGGCCAACACCGCCAUCGUGGCCAACGUCGACGCGCUCGUGGCCAACGCGCACACGAUGCGCGAGGCCCUCCUCGCCGGCGACAUUGCCGCCGUGGGCGCCUCGCUCUCCGCCUAUUGGGAGCAGAAGAAGCUGAUGUGCGACGCAGAGCCCGCAGCCGUGACGCGCAUGCUGGCCAAGCUGCGACCGCUCAUUCACGGCGCGACGCUCUGCGGUGCGGGCGGUGGCGGGUUCAUGGCGCUCAUCACGAAGGAGCCCAACGCCGAUGCCGCCAUCGCCGCGGCGCUGCGUGAGGAGGAGUGCGUGCUGCACCGCGUCAACGUGCACGAGCGGGGCCUUUGCACGUGGUUCGAAAAGGCGGACGCGCCGGCGGCAGAGGAGCAGUGAGCAGCGAGACGUCGGCGUGGAGC